Messenger RNA from Aspergillus melleus, 834 nucleotides. RefSeq names its product putative ABC transporter (gene CAF16). The coding region runs from base 1 to 834 and encodes 277 amino acids. Gene Ontology annotation, molecular function: ATP binding; ATP hydrolysis activity. The record is from RefSeq and is a predicted model, not a curated record. NCBI's taxonomy places the organism in Eukaryota, Fungi, Ascomycota, Eurotiomycetes, Eurotiales, Aspergillaceae. The transcript is spliced from 2 exons.
AUGGCCGAUUCCCCCGCACCUUCGAUUCAUGUUCAGAACCUGACGUACCAAUUCCAAGAUGGAUCAUCUGGUUUGACGGACGUGAAUCUCCAGGUACCCUCCGGGAGCCGGACUCUACUCAUUGGAGCCAAUGGCGCAGGCAAAACCACGCUGCUCCGCUUGCUGGCAGGUAAGCGUCUCGCUCCGAAGGAUACGAUUUCGAUUGGAGGCAAGGAUCCCUUCACGGACGGCCUCGAAGGGGUGACAUACCUUGGGAUGGAAUGGGUUCUCAACGCCAUCGUCCGCUCCGACAUCGAUAUUCCCACCCUACUGGCCUCGGUCGGCGGGGACGCCUACCCCGAGCGAAGAGACGAGCUGGUGGAAAUCCUUGACAUCGAUCUCAAUUGGCGCAUGCAUACCGUCUCCGAUGGCGAGCGGCGUCGCGUGCAGCUGGCUAUGGGCUUGCUCCGGCCCUGGCAGGUGCUGCUUCUCGAUGAGAUCACCGUCGAUCUGGACCUCCUUUCGCGGAGCAAUUUCCUCGCUUUUCUCAAGCGUGAGACGGAGACCCGGCCGUGCACGAUCGUGUAUGCUACGCAUAUUCUAGACAAUCUGUCCCAGUGGCCGACUCAUCUUGUGCAUAUGCACUUGGGAAAUGUACGGCAGUGGGGUCCAAUGGAAAAAUUCAACAACGAGGUUCCGGAAACGUCGCAGAAUAGUCAACUCGGUGAGCUCGUCCUCAAGUGGCUGAGGGAGGACCUGAAAGCCAGAGGACCUCGGAAUGGGCGACAGGGCCAAGGCAAGACCUACGAAUCUCUCGAGGGAAAAGGUGGAUAUGGGUUUGAAAAACGCAAUUGA